UUAGGGAGAAGUGGUUGGAGGUGACGUGAAUCACACAUGGGGGGGGGGCACUGAGUGCAAUACAGAGGCACUGAGCUGUGAAACAUAGCAGCUCUCCAUCUCGCUGUAAGGAUACCGGACUGGUCUGUGUUGCUAUAAUGGCAAAUACUACAAUCACCGUGCAGCCAGGGGUGGCUAUUCCAUCUCAUGCCAAGAUUAACACAUGGCACAGUGGCUUAUGUGACUGCUGCGAGGACAUGAGCGUCUGUUGUUUUGGGUUCUGGUGCCCCUGGUGUUUGAUGUGUACUACAUCCCAAGAGUUUGGAGAAUGUCUUUGUCUCCCUCUGCUGGAUUUGUGCUGCGGGACCAUCAUCCCACCUGCUACUUACGCUGUACGCAGUGCCAUGAGAGAGAGAUACCGCAUCCAGGGCACAAUGUGUGAUGACUGUUGCGUGGUGACCUGCUGUGGACUCUGCGCAUGGUGCCAGAUGGCAAGAGAGCUGAAGUUUCGCAGGCAGCCCCAAGUGUUUGUGAACCCACCGGUGAACGUGACCUACCAAACGCCGGCGGUGGUGAGUCAAUCCUACCAGCCACCUCCGAUGAAUCCAGCCUACCAGCCAAUGCAGCCCAAUAACCCUCCUAUGUAUGCCCAGCCUUCCAAGUCAUCUGACCCUCAGGGCAGUGGACUGUAUCCAGCUGUAUAAGUUACAAAUGUUCAAUAGAAUCCUAUAAUGGUAAAGUCUAUUUUCUGUAAAAAAAAAAAUAAAAAUCUCUUUGUAUUGUUAUCGCUUUAAAAUUGCACUUUACUAUGUAUAUUUAAAGGAAUCAAUAUAUUCAAUGUUCGACAUCUAGUUUCAUAUAUUCUUGUUU
This is a messenger RNA of Hemibagrus wyckioides, 849 nucleotides long. RefSeq names its product cornifelin-like. The record is from RefSeq and is a predicted model, not a curated record. Bases 138 to 683 code for a protein of 181 amino acids. The transcript has 4 exons. NCBI's taxonomy places the organism in Eukaryota, Metazoa, Chordata, Actinopteri, Siluriformes, Bagridae.